CACUUCUGUGUUUCUCUCUUAUGAAGCUUGUUUUUCAGCUCUUCAACUUUGUAUGUAAGCAGAAAUGGAUGUGGCAGCAGGAGACAGAAAUUGCACAAAUUUCAACAGUGUGUUCACACAGCAGGUUUUGCCUUUAUUCUACUCCAUCCUCUGUGCUUGUGCGUUUUUAGUCAAUGGAUUUGCUGCUUGGAUCUUCUUCAGAGUUCCAAGCUCCUCAGUCUUGGUGGUUUACCUAAAAAACAUGGUGGUGGCUGACAUUCUGAUGCUCUUCACAUACCCCUGGCGUGUGGCGAGUGACCUGGGCUAUGGUGGCUUGCAGUUAAAACGCAUAGUCUGCCGCUUCACUGCUGUACUUUUCUACUUAAGCAUGUACACUGGAAUCAUAUUUAUGUGCCUUAUCAGUUUGGAACGUUAUUUUAAAAUUGUUUGCAGCAUGUCGAGGAUAUCAACUUUUCUACAGCGUGUCACUGUGGGAAAAGCUCUGGCACUCUUAGCAUGGAGUGUUAUGAUCAUCUGGAUUUUGCCGAACUCCAUAUUAACCAACCAGCCCAUUCCUAAGAAUUAUUCCUGCAUGGCCCAAAAAAGUUCACUGGGUCGACGCUGGCAUGAAAUUUCUGUCCACUUCAACGUCGGAGUCUUCUGGGUGGCCUUCCUGUUGAUCAUGUUUUGCUACACCUCUAUAGCAUGUCAUGUGUACCGCUCCUACAGAAGGGUGCAACAGGAUAGCAGUGAGGCAGGACGACGGUCAAAUCGAAGCAUCUUCAGCUUGCUGGCUGUGUUUUUUAUAUGUUUUGUGCCUUACCACAUUUGUCGUGUGCCCUUCACACUUAGUCAAGUGAAGAAUUGUAACACAAACAACUACUUCAUUCUCCUCCAGAUAAAGGAGGCCACACUCUUCCUGUCUGCUUUUAAUGUUUGCCUAGAUCCUGUCAUUUACUUCUUAAUGUGCAGAACCUUCAGAAAGUCACUUUUGAAAAAGCUGGCUUCGGUAAAAGUUAAAAACAGAAAGACUGAGCAGUCCAGCAGUAAUUUGUAAAGGGAAUGAGAGUAAGAACAAUUGGCAGGGGGAAAAGGAAACGAAGGUUGGACAUUACAUUGGUGCAAAAAAUUUUGAUUGAACCCUAUUCAUGAUUUCCUUGCAUGAAUGUAAAUAGCAUAAAGAAAUGAACAUGUGUAAUCAUAUUAACUCUCAGAAAUUACACAUCUUCUUAUUUCAUGUGUUGUCACAUGCCAGCAGGUCUUCUCAGGUAUGUUAUUUUAAUAAAAUUUUAAAUCCAUAUUCCAUGUCAUGUGAUUAGCUGAAUGGUGUAAAGUACAUCCAGCCAGUUGUCAUCACAAAAGAAAACACUUCAGGCUGACCAGGAACACAAUGCUGACCUUCCAUAAAAAAGGACUAGGCUUUCAGUCAAGACACGACAUUCAAACAA
Triplophysa dalaica is the source of this 1427-nucleotide messenger RNA. Its product is annotated as P2Y purinoceptor 14-like. Lineage: Eukaryota; Metazoa; Chordata; Actinopteri; Cypriniformes; Nemacheilidae. Gene Ontology annotation, molecular function: G protein-coupled purinergic nucleotide receptor activity. Bases 65 to 1036 code for a protein of 323 amino acids. Gene Ontology annotation, biological process: G protein-coupled receptor signaling pathway. The transcript has 2 exons. Gene Ontology annotation, cellular component: membrane. The record is from RefSeq and is a predicted model, not a curated record.